ACCAUCCAUGGGAACGUGGACAUCAGCACGUGUGGAGACAGUGGAGUCGAUGUGAAGAAGCUUCAGGGCACCACGAUGAAUGUUUCAACAGAGCACGGCCCUCUGAAGGUCAAAGCCAUCUACGCUCAGUCCAGCUGCGUCUCGUCCCGCUCUGGGAGAGUAGAACUGGGGCAUGUACACGGUGACGCCACCGUGAAGAACGUGUCCGGAGAUAUCGUUAUUGAUGGUUCGAAUAGUCUCCUGAAGGUUUCCUCUCACAGCGGAGCCAUUGAUGUCUAUGUGGGAGACGGUGGCAGUGCAGAGCUCCGCAGUCAGGAAG
Molecule: messenger RNA, 319 nt
Organism: Plectropomus leopardus (leopard coralgrouper)
Lineage: Eukaryota; Metazoa; Chordata; Actinopteri; Perciformes; Serranidae
Source: RefSeq, a predicted model, not a curated record